Messenger RNA from Pelodiscus sinensis (Chinese soft-shelled turtle), 3071 nucleotides. Lineage: Eukaryota; Metazoa; Chordata; Testudines; Trionychidae. The record is from RefSeq and is a predicted model, not a curated record.
AUGUUAAAGUUUUGUCUGGAACUUGCAGACAAAUGUAUAAUGUUAGGGAACAGAGACGAGAGAUACAUUUCCCAGAAAUCCUGGAUAGAAAACACUUUCACCAAGAGGGAAUGUGUGUAUAUUAUACCAAGUUCAAAGGACCCUCACAGAUGCCUUCCGGGAUGUCAGAUUUGUCAACAACUUGUCAGGUGCUGCUGCGGUCGCUUGGUCAGGCAACAUGCUUGCUUUACUGCAAGCCUUGCCGUGAAAUAUUCAGAUGUCAAACUAAGUGAAAACUUCAAUCAAGAAAUAGAAGAAUGGUCAGUGGGAAAACACACAGAACAGAGUUCAACUGAUGCUUAUGGUGUUAUUAACUUUCAAGGUGGCUCUCAUUCAUACAGAGCAAAGUAUGUGAGAUUGUCUUAUGACACUAAGCCUGAAGCCAUUCUACAACUUCUUCUUAAAGAAUGGCAAAUGGAGCUGCCAAAGCUUGUUAUCUCUGUACAUGGGGGGAUGCAGAAAUUUGAACUCCAUCCACGCAUCAAACAGUUGCUUGGUAAAGGUCUUAUUAAAGCUGCAGUAACAACAGGUGCCUGGAUUAUAACUGGAGGAGUAAACACAGGUGUUGCAAAACAUGUUGGUGAUGCCCUGAAAGAACAUGCUUCCAGAUCAUCUCGAAAGAUUUGCACUAUUGGGAUAGCCCCAUGGGGAGUGAUUGAAAACAGAAAUGACCUCAUUGGAAGAGAUGUUGUUGCUCCAUAUCAAACUCUGUUAAACCCUCUAAGUAAACUAAAUGUCCUAAAUAAUCUACAUUCCCAUUUCAUACUGGUGGAUGAUGGAACAGUUGGAAAGUAUGGAGCAGAAAUUAACUUGCGAAGAGAACUGGAAAAAACUAUCAAUUUGCAGCGAAUCCAUGCAAGAAUUGGCCAGGGUGUCCCUGUGGUAGCACUGAUAUUUGAAGGUGGUCCUAAUGUUAUCCUCACAGUUUUGGAAUACCUUCAAGAAAGUCCUCCUGUGCCAGUAGUAGUAUGUGAGGGAACUGGCAGAGCUGCAGACAUACUGGCAUAUGUUCAUAAGCAAACAGAAGAGGGAGGAAAUAUGCCUGAUGGAGCAGAACCAGAAAUCAUUUCAACCAUCAAAAAGACAUUUAACUUUGGUCAGAGUGAGGCAGUUCACCUGUUUCAGACGUUAUUGGAAUGCAUGAAAAAAAAAGAACUUAUUACCGUAUUCCAUAUUGGGUCAGAUGAACACCAAGAUAUUGAUGUUGCAAUACUUACAGCACUGCUAAAAGGUACAAAUGCUUCUGCAUUUGACCAGCUUGUCCUUACACUGGCGUGGGACAGAGUUGAUAUUGCCAAAAAUUAUGUUUUUGUUUAUGGACAACAGUGGCUGGUUGGAUCACUGGAACAGGCUAUGUUAGAUGCCUUGGUGAUGGAUCGAGUUGCAUUUGUGAAACUUCUUAUUGAAAAUGGAGUAAGCAUGCACAAGUUCCUUACAAUUCCCAGGCUGGAAGAACUUUAUAACACAGGAAACCUUCCUCCAGGAUAUAAAAUCAACCUGAUUGAUGUUGGGCUUGUUAUUGAAUAUUUGAUGGGGGGAACCUACAGAUGCACCUAUACGCGAAAACGCUUUAGAGUCAUAUACAACAGUCUCAGUGGGAACAGUCGGCGGUCUGGGCGUAAUCCAUCAGGUAACACUCCUCAGCUACGUAAAAGCCAUGACCCUUUUGGUAAUAGGGCAGAUAAAAAAGAGAAAAUGCGACAUAAUCAUUUCAUCAAAACUGCACAACCUUACAAACCAAAGAUUGAUACAACUGCAGAAGAAGGAAAAAAGAAAAGAACCAAAGAUGAAGUUGUAGACAUUGAUGAUCCUGAAACUAAACGCUUUCCUUAUCCUCUUAAUGAACUCUUACUUUGGGCAGUGUUAAUGAAGAGACAGAAAAUGGCCCUCUUCUUCUGGCAGCAUGGUGAAGAGUCCAUGGCUAAAGCCUUAGUUGCCUGCAAAGUGUAUCGUUCAAUGGCAUAUGAGGCAAAACAAAGUGACCUUGUUGAUGAUACCUCGGAAGAACUGAAACAGUACUCCAAUGAGUUUGGACAACUUGCAGUUGAACUACUAGAACAGUCCUUCCGACAAGAUGAAACCAUGGCUAUGAAGUUAUUAACCUAUGAGCUGAAAAACUGGAGUAAUUCAACCUGUCUUAAGCUAGCAGUGUCGUCAAGACUCCGACCAUUUGUGGCUCAUACUUGUACACAGAUGUUGUUAUCUGAUAUGUGGAUGGGAAGACUAAACAUGAGGAAGAAUUCAUGGUACAAGGUGAUACUGAGCAUCUUACUCCCCCCUGCCAUAUUAAUGCUGGAAUAUAAAACCAAGGCAGAAAUGUCUCAUAUUCCACAGUCUCAAGAUGCACACCAGAUGACAAUGGAAGACAGUGAAAACAAUUUCCAGAACACAGCAGAAGAGAUACCUAUGGAAGUAUUUAAAGAAGUAAGGAUCUUGGACAGUACUGACGGGAAACAUGACAUGGAGAUGCCAACAAAACCUAAGCGACUUCCAAUUACACGAAAGUUUUAUGCAUUUUAUCAUGCACCAAUUGUGAAAUUCUGGUUCAAUACGUUGGCAUACUUGGGAUUUCUGAUGCUUUACACAUAUGUAGUCCUUGUAAAAAUGAAAGGAGUACCGUCAGUUCAAGAAUGGAUUGUUAUAGCUUAUAUUUUUACAUCUGCUAUUGAGAAGAUUCGUGAGGUAUGUUUGUAAUCUUAAUUAUGUUCUAGAUUACUUCACUGAUGUCAAGUAUAGCAGUAUGCUUUAAAUUAUCUUUAUCAGAUAAUGAUGUAUAUCAAAAGUAUUAUAGUGCAUAUAUUAUUUUAUCAUAUAAAAGUUAUGACCAUUUCCUUAAUGUAACACAUAAUUUACUACAAUAAUCAAAUCCCUUGUCACUCAAAAAGGCCAAUGGAUUUGGGUAAGGUAUAUUUUAAGUAAACAUGUUGAAGUACCAUUUAAAAAAUAUGAAAAAGAAAUGAUCUUUCAGCAUUGGUCCAGAAAUAAUUUUGUUCUGCAAGUGGUAACAGCAGAGCUGAGACUUUAAAAAAAAA